Messenger RNA from Oncorhynchus masou masou (cherry salmon), 559 nucleotides. RefSeq names its product semaphorin-6D-like. Gene Ontology annotation, cellular component: plasma membrane. The annotation marks the transcript as partial. The record is from RefSeq and is a predicted model, not a curated record. Gene Ontology annotation, biological process: positive regulation of cell migration; axon guidance; neural crest cell migration. Lineage: Eukaryota; Metazoa; Chordata; Actinopteri; Salmoniformes; Salmonidae. Gene Ontology annotation, molecular function: semaphorin receptor binding; chemorepellent activity. The transcript is spliced from 4 exons.
CUCUCUGACCCCUAUGACUCCAGGCCAGGCUGCUGUGCGGGUCACGGCCAGGCUGAGUCCUAUAAGACCUCUAUAGAGUUCCCUGAUGAGACCCUCCUCUUCAUCAAGUCUCACCCCCUCAUGGACUCCUCCGUGCCUAACAUAGGAGAUGAGCCCUGGUUCACCAAGACACGCGUCAGGUACAGGCUGACAGCCCUGGCGGUGGACAACGUGGCUGGUCCACAUGGUAACUACACGGUGCUGUUCAUUGGUUCAGAGGCGGGCGUGGUGCUGAAGGUUCUAGCCAAGACUUCCCCUCUGUCCCUAAACGACAGCAUCCUAUUGGAGGAGAUUGACCUGUUCAACAGAGCCAAGUGUCUGUCUAACAGUGAGGAUGACAGGCAUAUUUUGUCGCUCCAUGUUGACAGAGACACACACAGUGUGUAUGUAGCUUUCUCUAGCUGUGUGGAUUGCGCAUGCCUCUCAGCGCUGUCUUGUAUAGCGUCCAGGGACCCCUACUGUGGCUGGAUGCCUCAUGAACCUGUGAGAGGAUCCUGCCUGGAGUUCUGUGAGUACCCAA